Messenger RNA from Haliotis rubra (blacklip abalone), 1106 nucleotides. RefSeq names its product putative methyltransferase C9orf114. NCBI's taxonomy places the organism in Eukaryota, Metazoa, Mollusca, Gastropoda, Lepetellida, Haliotidae. The record is from RefSeq and is a predicted model, not a curated record. The transcript is spliced from 6 exons. The annotation marks the transcript as partial.
GACGACCGAAGGCGACUUUGCAGGGAUAGGGAAGAAAGGCCAGGCCAAUGUCCAGAUGGCCCGCAUCCUGCAGUACCUAGAGUGUCCCCAGUACCUGCGCAAGUCUUUCUUCCCCCAGCACAAGGACCUGCAAUAUGCUGGACUGCUGAAUCCCCUGGACUGUUAUCACCAUUUGCGUAUUGAUGACGUCAGCACGUACCGGGAAGGCGUGGUCCUCAACAAACCAAUCCGAGAAGGGAGGGGGUCGUUCGUCAAUGUGGGGCUCUACAAGGAGGUGCAGAUUGAUAGACAGCUGAAGCCUGGAGUCCGAGUCACAGUCAAGUUGGCGCCACAAGAAGAAGACAGGAAACACGUGAGGGGAACCGUGGUGUCCCCCAGUAGUCCGCGGACCGAGGCCGGCCUGUACUGGGGCUACAGCGUCGUCUGGCCUUCCAGUCUCGGCCUUGAGUCUUCACCCGAGUGCCCUACAAACAGGGCUCACGAUGUCACCAUCGGCACGGAGUACACCUCAGAUGCUAUUGAUUCUGCUAUGCAUAAGCCUGUGUGUGUUUGUUACAGACAUGCUCUGGUGGUGUUUGGUGGAGUCCAUGGUCUAGAGGCGAGUCUGGAUGCUGACGAAGGGCUGAACGUGGACGACCCAAGCUUCCUCUUCCAACACUACCUCAACACCUGCCCUGACCAAGGAAGCCGCACCAUUCGGACAGAGGAAGCGGUCCUCAUCACAAUGUCCAGUCUUCGUCCGAAGUUUGUCGAGGCAGAUAUGAGAGGGAAACUUUCAUGACAAUGAUGAAGUGUCACAUUAAUCAUCAUCAUCAUUGUUUAGUCAUUGACAACACCAUCCAUUCAUGCACUACUUAUGGGUAGUACUGUACAAUGUGAGAACCCCGUUUAUGGUGAACCCGACAAUGCAUGAAUAUUGCUAAAAGCGGCGUAAAACUAAACUCACUCACUCAAUCAUUCAGUACUUUUUGUACAUUUUAAAGCAUAGCCAAAAGACAGCACUAGAAGUGUCCUCAAGUUGGAUUACUCCCAUGAGAGAGCUAAAGCCUGUUUAAAUUUGUGGUAAGAGAGAUUGUGACGUCACUUCUGAGCCAAACCAAUGUUUG